Boleophthalmus pectinirostris (great blue-spotted mudskipper) is the source of this 3908-nucleotide messenger RNA. RefSeq names its product retinoic acid-induced protein 3. The transcript has 4 exons. Gene Ontology annotation, biological process: G protein-coupled receptor signaling pathway. The coding region runs from base 235 to 1440 and encodes 401 amino acids. The record is from RefSeq and is a predicted model, not a curated record. Gene Ontology annotation, cellular component: signaling receptor complex; intracellular membrane-bounded organelle; extracellular exosome. Lineage: Eukaryota; Metazoa; Chordata; Actinopteri; Gobiiformes; Gobiidae. Gene Ontology annotation, molecular function: G protein-coupled receptor activity; protein kinase activator activity.
GUGGGCGAGGUGAAGGCAGUCAGUGUGGAAUUAAGAUAUCUUGUUUCUUAGCAAUUCCUUCAUCGGAUUCUCUUCCUGGUACCUGCCAUAAAACACAAAAUGGGUACAUGGUCGGAAUAAGAGAAGAAACAGAGGUUAUCGCAAGUUGAGCAUUACACUUUGGGAUUACCUGAGAACAAUCUGGAAACAAUUUAAACUACUAAGGAUUAAAGGGAGUAAUCAAGAAAACUAAAGAUGGCGCCCCGAUUCGUCUUCCAACUCCUCUUUCUUGUCGCCCAAAUGCCCCUAAUGUGCCAAUCUCAAUCCAACAGCACUUCCACAAACUCUGCGAAAAAUAAGACUGUUAAGAUCCGGGGUUGCGGGGAUGAUCUGGACCCUGUGUACCGAUACUUGUGUGACCGGCGAGCUGCGUGGGGCAUCGUUUUGGAGACACUGGCGACCUCGGGCUUCCUGCUCUCCAUUGGUCUCCUGAUUGGCCUGCUCAUUUGGGCUUUAUGUGUGUGCAUCAAGAGGCCAAGUAGCAACAUUGGAGGGUCUGUGGUCUGUAUGUCCAUGUUUCUGCUGGCUACGGCGGGAAUAUUCGGAAUCACCUUUGCAUUCAUCAUCCAGCUGACACCGCAGACCUGCCCCACGCGCCUCUUUCUGUUCGGGGUGCUGUUUUCGGUGGCGUUCUCCUGUCUCCUCGCCCGCUGCUUGGCUCUGUUGGGAUUCGCGGCGGCUAGAGGCUGGGGUGAGACCGGUGUAGCGCUGGGCCUGGUCACGGUCCAGAUUAUCAUUGCGACGCAGUGGUUGAUCAUAGUCCUGGUGCGGGAUGGAAGGCCAUGCGAGUACAGCCAAGAAGAGUUUGUGAUGCUGCUGAUUUAUGUUCUGUGUUUGUUGGCCAUCAGUCUAAUCAUGUCUGUCAACCUCGCGUGCAAAUCUUGCAUCACUUACAGCUACAGCUACUCAGGACCCUCAAACCAGCAUGGAAAUCUCCAGGCAAUGUUGCUAGCAUUCACACUAAUACUGUCUGGCUCGAUAUGGGUGGUGUGGAUUGUCAUGCUUAACAGAGGGAAUGUUGAGAUUGAAAAGCGACCUGUUUGGGAUGACCCAGUCCUGAGCAUCGCCCUGGUGGCAAAUGGGUGGGUGUUCCUUAUGGGACACGGGCUGUCCCAGGUUGCCUUCCUGUGCAAAGGGGAGGCCAGAGCCAAAGACGUGCCUCUGAGCUUCGCAGGCUGGACCAGUCCUAUUGCAGACACACCGGGACUCAACAGCCCCAAGGAGGGUAAGGAGAACGGGAGCUUUGAGACUGAGGGCGACAGAAGAGGCAGGAGGACAGAGCCUGUGCUACGCUCUCCCUAUGAGUCUGAGUUCUCCAUGACAGAAAUUGACACGGAGAAAGACUACACUAUUCCUCGGCCACAGACGACGAAUUUCGAGGAACCCUACGAUGAAUAUUAAGGACAGUACCAGAGUUUUACAAUAAUGUACUUUGGGAGAGUAGUGAUCAGCAGUGAAGAAAUUGGGUUUUUAUGGCGUCAAAACAAACAAAAGGAUGUCACAAGAUAAAAUGUUUGUGUUUGUUACGAUUGUUAAGAGGAGAUAUAAAAUAGUAUAUACCAGUAUUCGCAAUUACUGACACAUAACAAACAGUAAAAAGUAAAAUUGUUUAGCCGAAUUAGGUCUAUUUUAAGUCUCAUUGCCCAAUAGAUGACCUUUCCUCUAGUAGCCCAUGUGACCAGCUUAAUAAAAAUCAAGCUUAAAAAUUUACGUGACAUGAAAUGCACUUUACAUUUUGGUUUAGCAUAGACUGAAUAUAAACGUCCAGAAUUUGAUGAUAAAAACCUCACGAUGAUUUCAUUUUUAUUAUAUUUGCCUACCCAUUAUACUUAGUUACUUAAUAAGCCAUGACUGUUACCAAGCUGUGGCAAACUACUGACGUUAGGCAAUGAUCCAGUUGAAUCACAAAGAAAAUCCCUAUGAGGAAACACCCAUCGCUGUGACAAUCCCUUAACAAAGACACGAGCAGCACACAGCAUACAUACUAAAGGAUAUACUACACCUUUGGGGCUGUUCAAGGGGCAGAAAAGAUGAAAAAGCCCAAACAUAAUGUAAUAUCUUAAGCCCAGAGGCGGCAAAGAAUCCCCAACAAACUUCCCAUGUGUACGAACAAAGAAGUACUUUAUGUGAUCUUUUGUUUCCCAGUUUGUUGUAAAUGCUAAACAUUUCAGCAAAAUGUAAUUAUAUAUUUGAUUCUCCGCAACUAACAUCAGUAAAAACUAAUAAACUUAAAUGAUUAUGUAACUAGUAAAAGGAGAUAUUAGAGCCUAUAGUUAUGUAACCAUUUAAAGGUGCACUGUGUAACUUUUGUGGUGAAGGGUACAUCACCUGUUGUGUCAUUGUAAGUAGGGAUGUAACAAUAACCGAAAUUUGGUGAUAUCGUAUCGUCAAAGUUCUCACAAUAUAUCGUGGACACUCACAGUUUUUCGAAUUACAAGUCUCUCUGCUUAAAUUUAGAGUUAUGGUGCAGCAGUAGCUCAAAAAAGACAGAGGGAACUACAUAGACCAUGAUCCUUCGCUCCAUUUCAGUGCAGACUACAUGAAGAAAUAACAGUUCUAACCACUUUUAAGUCUUAGUUCUUUGGAUUAAGGCAUUUUAAGAGGAAAAAUAUCGCCUCCACAAAAUAUCACAAUAAACAUCGUACCGUGAGAUGUAUAUCGUGAAAAUAUCAUACCGAGAGAUUUGGAUAUUGUUACAUCCCUAAUCGUGAGCCUCCCCACCAUAUCGUGAGCUUACCCAUGAUAUCGCAAUAAAUAUUGUACCAUGAGGUUCAUACCGUGAAAAUAUCAUAUCGUGAGACUUGGAUAUCCUUACAUCCCUAAUUGUCAGUGUUAUUGCUUUGCCUGGAAUAUUCCACAGUGUGUCAGUAAAGUGCCUGUCUUACAUUUAUUUAAUACAUACUGUAUGUUUUAAUCACUAAUAUAUUGAAAAAACCUGCUUUCUUACUGUGAGCGGGGCCACCUCUCUGCAGAUCUGAUCUCUAACUUCACUUGGUGGCGUCUCCUGCUUGUCUCCAUGGAGUUUAAUGCCAUACUGUGGAACAUUUAAAGCAAAGCAAAAAACAUCUUCAUUAAGAAAAGCAGGUGGGGUACAGUCCACUAGAAAAGUGACACAAAAUGUUAUAUAAAUACAAUGGUUUGAGUUUGCAACCUUGCCUCAAAAGUUAAUCCCAGUUGAUCCCAUCUCAUCUCCUCAAAGUCUUCUCUUGGUUUUAAAAUCAAAGAAAGAUAUUUUCAAAGACACUACUGACUCAUGCACUCUUUAUAAAGGUUGCCGGCACCGACAUGUGUUUUGCUAUUUCUUUUCCCUUGCAGUGUAAAUAUUUGUGCCUUUUUAUGUGCAAUGUUAUUUGUAAUCUGCCAGCAAGAUGUCUGCCUAAAGAAGAAUGAAAAGGCAGAGUGACUCACGCCUGAGUUUCAUCAGUGGAUGUGCUUGGAUCUUCCCUGGGGCUGGAUUCCACAUCAGCAUGGCUCCAAGGGAAGAGUGCAGUUUGAGCUGGUGUAUAAUAGGCCCAAGGUGAUGAGGAGGGCGUGAAGCUGUCACUCUGGAGGUGCCAAACUGCGGCGCUCACGAGAGGCGUCUGAGAGCGCAGUAAGAGAGGAGAGGAGAUAAGAGGCAGGAGAAGCACACGGGGACAUGUCAACUCAGUGGGAGGCUACUGCUGUCCUCACUGGUUUAAGUCUUUGUGUUUAAACUCACUAUUCAGAGGCAGGUCCUACACAAUUCAACCUAAUGAGUCUUUCCAGUGCUGUGUGAAGAAUGUAUGUUACAAUCCUGUAAAUGUGUAAAGUUUAAUUAAUUAAAUGUUAUUAAUUAUCUUUGUCAUUACUGCUUAUUUGAUGUAAUAAAUAAACUCUUGUUAAUGAAA